AUGCAGGGUUCAGCGUCGGGCAUUGAUGGUCUGUUUGCGAAAGAUCUGCUGCUCUGUCCGCCGGCUGGCUUUGCUGGUUUUUUGAAUGUGAUUCUAGCGAUUGGCAAUCUCCCAACCCAACAUUGCUUUUGCAGAUCCGCCUUGAUCCCCAAGGUUCAGCGUCCUCAUCUUCCUUUGGAGUACAGCCCUAUAGCAGUCUCCAACAUUAUCCCUCGCUUACUAAACCGUAUUAAUGCUGACAGUUGGUCACGCCUCUGUCCUACCGCCCACUUCCAGUUUGGUUUCCAGGAGCGGGAUGGGACGGCAGAGGCGACGGCUUCACCUCAUGGAAUGUUACAGCAUGCGGUCUCUGCUCCAAGAUCCAUUGCUGUGGCCGUGUUAGAUGUUGCGAAGGCCUUUGAUUCCGUGAACCAUGACACGCGCUUGCGAGCCGCCGCCGUACACGCAGCGCCACCUCUACUUCUUAAUACCCUAACCUUCUCCUACUCCAGAACUACUACCUAUAUGCUUGGCACUGAGGUCCGAUGCCUGCCUGGUGUCCGCCAAGGAGACCCCCUCUCAUCCCUUCUCUUCUCCUGUGCACUUAGUAAAGCUAUUUCCCAUUCUCAUCGACAGCUUGGCCUCGAGUUGGAUGGAGUAACAGUGGACUGCAUUUCAUAUGCAGAUGAUCUCGUGCUUUUUGCCGAAUCGCCUCAUCGACUCUGUAGGUUGACGCACAUUUUCGAUUUUUUAAUCUAAACCUUCUUGUAUACCUAAACGUUUCUGUACCGUUGUUUAAACCAACUAGAAUUCACACACAUGGUUUCGACUUGUAAAAAAGCCCGACUUCUGUGUUCGUCGGUACUUAGUGUCAUUGUUUCGUUCAUUGCACUGAUUUGCGUCAAUCGCCUUUAGUCAAUCGACACGAAACUUUUAUAUGUUUUGGCCAUAUUUAACUGGACGUAAUUUCACCUGAGCGACAAGCCUCAUUCACUGACUUCGUCUCGUAUUUUACCCGGCACAUUCACCCUACGGCCAACGAUUGUGGAGAAGGCUUUAUUUGUCGUGAGUCUGUACAAUUAUUUACUUUUGUCGUUUUUCUUAUACUCAUUUUGCUAUCGCUAUUUUUUUUGUAAGAAAUGUAGUAUACCCCACUUAGAUCUAAGUUGUAGUGUAAACAGCAAUUAAACUACAAAUAAAAAUAAAUAUCUAACUCAAGUUAGAUAUUUAUCUUUAUUUGUAGUUUAAUUGCUGUUUGCACUACAACUCCUACAGAGAUUGGAUGGUCUGGCCAAUAGCCUCUCCCUUGCCGGUAUGGUCCUUAACUCGGCCAAGUGCAUCUCUUUCUACUUACAAGCGCUUGGAAAAGAAAAGAGUACAUGCCUCCAACCGUGCGAUGUUUCAAUCGGGGGGAUGGUGUUGCGCACGUUAGGGCCGACGGACACUUUGGAUUAUUUGGGGGUGCCCUUUUCCUACCGCGGAAAGGUGACAGUAGGCCGCCGUCCUGUCCUUCACAAAAUGCUGGAGGAGAUCACCGGACCACCUCUUAAGCCGCAGCAGCGACUUACACUUCUUAAGCGUCAUUGUUUGCCUAAGCUUUUGCACCAGUUGGUACUUGGAGCAGUGCAUCGCAACACUCUGAAACGAUUGGAUUUACAAGUACGACAGGCGGUACGGAAGUGGCUGAAGCUCCCGGCGGACACGCCAAUCUCUUUCUUGCACACUGCUAUUCGAGACGGGGUCCUUGGUGUCCCAUGCUUGGCAGUUCACGUUCCUUUUGUUAAGCGCCGACGACUGGAUUCAGUGCUCUCCCCAAAAGAGCCUGCAGUACGAGCAGCUGCCGCUGUCCCUUCUGCCUUCCCUGGUAUGCAGCUAGCACCUCAACCGGUGCGUCUGAGCCAAUCGGUCCUGGCAAGUAAAGAGGACGCAAGGAACUACUGGAGGACUUCUCUCUAUGCUUCCGCGGACGGUCGACCGCUCGCUCUCUUUGCUGAAUCUGCCAGUGCCAAUCAUUGGCUUUCCUCUCCGGACCGAGUCUUUCCAUGGCUCUUCUUGCGUGGCAUCUACCUUCGGGCGGGUGUUCUCUCUACCAAAUCCCGCAAAUCCCGGAGAACCGGCUCUGAGGAUAAAGGCUUUGGGGGCGAGGACAUCAGCUGCUGA
Messenger RNA from Spirometra erinaceieuropaei, 2139 nucleotides. NCBI's taxonomy places the organism in Eukaryota, Metazoa, Platyhelminthes, Cestoda, Diphyllobothriidea, Diphyllobothriidae. The record is from the annotation of a GenBank genome assembly.